AUGAACAAUAAAACAUAUUGUGAAGUUAUUCGAUGGUCUCCACAAGCUAUGACAAUAGUCAAACCCAUAUUUUAUAUGUGUAUUUUUGCCACCAUCAGUCAUACUCUUUUCUGGAUUCAAUUUAUUGCAUAUCCAUCCGUUCGACAACAUUCAAUGCAAUGGGUCUAUGCUUAUUUGAUAACUGAUGAAUUAUUACUCUUUCGAUUCUUUCUAAUCUAUGCUUAUCGAUGGUUACCAGUAUGUGUACCUUAUACUUUUCGUAUGGCGUUUUGCUAUGCUGAAGCUAUCUUUGACAACUAUUUGAAUCUAUUACAAAGUUAUAUUCUUUUAGCAUUAAAUAUCUCUCGUUAUUUACAAAUUGCUUAUAAUCAUAAUGUUUAUUCUUCGAAUGGUCGCUUGAUCGUUGUUGCUCAUAUUGCCAUUUAUAUCACACCCCUAUUCGGUCAUAUUAUUUCCAUCAUAUGCGGAUGGUGUAUUCUUGAGAAUCCGCCAGGCGAUGUAUGUGAUCUUCUACCUGUUUCGUUGACUAUUCGACUUUUCUUUCUUUUAUUUUCUUAUUUUAUACCAGUUAUAUUGACAUUAAUCUUUCUUUUACUCAGUCUCAAUUAUAUUCAUAAUACACAAGGUAUUCAAACACAAGUAAUUGUUGAUGCACGCUUAAAAUAUCAUCGACAAUUAGUUGUACAAUCUGGCGUAUUCUAUUCUCUAUGGUUAAUCUUGUGGUCACCUCAUCUCGUUGUAUUUCCAUUCUUUUAUAAAAACAGUACAGUGGGAACUGUCGCGCAAAUCCUAAAUUAUCUAAGUAUAUUAGUUGAUCCAAUCGUGAUAGCUGCACUUGAUGUAAGAUUUUUACGUGCGUGGAAAUCGACUGGCGAAUAUUUUCGACGAUAUAUAAGACGGCAACAAUCGGUACGUGCCCCAAUAACAUAUCCGUUAGAUUUGUUGGACCGAGCAAAAGAAUAG
Rotaria socialis is the source of this 963-nucleotide messenger RNA. The record is from the annotation of a GenBank genome assembly. NCBI's taxonomy places the organism in Eukaryota, Metazoa, Rotifera, Eurotatoria, Philodinida, Philodinidae.